This is a messenger RNA of Danaus chrysippus (African queen), 1128 nucleotides long. NCBI's taxonomy places the organism in Eukaryota, Metazoa, Arthropoda, Insecta, Lepidoptera, Nymphalidae. The record is from the annotation of a GenBank genome assembly.
AUGAAAACGAUAAAAAUUGAAAGAAAAACCGACGUCCCUCGCGUGCAGUUGAAGCUUGUUACCCGAAAACAACGAAGACUGUCUGAUAACAAGAAGAACCAGGAGAAUCUCAUGCACAUAUUACUCAAUUCAAACGCCAGCCCGAUUAGAAAUAAAGACAGCCUUGGCUACGGCUGUGCCUUUUGUUCCGAACAGUUCGUUGACCCCAAGAAUCUAAAAAGGCAUUUCUUAAGCGAACACCAGAGCGACAGACUGAUAAAAUUAAUGUCUAGUAAACUUUUUGAACAUGUAGUCAAAUUGGAUAUCACGUAUUUGCAUUGUUCGCUGUGCGAUAAAAAGAUUCCUCAUCUAGAUGAACUUAUGGUACAUCUGAAAACGGAACACAGAAAAGACUUGCACACAGACAUCAAAAGUUCAAUAGUACCAUUCAGUUUUGACACUCCGCAACUACAAUGCGCUGUUUGCAAGAUAGAAUAUUCCAACUUCAAGCUAUUACAAGAACACAUGAAUUCCCAUUUCGGCAAUCACAUCUGUGCUAUGUGCGGCGUCGGCUUCGUUACAGAGCGUCUGUUAACAACGCAUAUGAAGAGACACAAAACUGGAGAAUACAAAUGCGAAGAUUGCGAUAAAGUUUUCGAUAAUGAAGAGAAAUUAAAGGAGCAUCAGAAACGAUCACAUCUGGGCCAUAAUAAACGGAAUAAGUGUCUUAUAUGUGAGGAAAGAUUCGUGGAUUACUGGAAGAAAGUCGAGCAUAUGGUCGAAAUACAUGGCGCUCCGCCGGUUGUACUGAAAUGUCAGGCUUGCGAUCGUACAUUUAGAAAUCAGAGAGCUUUAUCUAGACACACGAAAAAGGACCACCUUAUGGAGAGAAAGAACAAAUGUCCGGAAUGCGAUAUGAGGUUUUUCAGCAAGAGCAGUCUGCAGCGGCAUAUGGCUAAGCAUACAGGAUUACGGCAGUUUUCUUGCGAUGUGUGUUUUAAAUCAUACGGCAGAAAGAACACUCUGAGGGAGCAUAUGAGGAUUCACGCUGAUGAUAGAAGAUUUGCCUGCAUCCAUUGCGGUCAGGCUUUUGUUCAGAAGUGCAGUUGGCGAAGUCACAUGAGGUCGAAACAUGGCGAUGAUGUUUAG